ACCCUCGCAUUCCUCCAGCCGGAGCGCCGCGCCACCAUGCUCCGGCGUCUCCUCCGCCGCCUCUCCACCACCGCUGAGGGCGCCGUCACAGCCUCCCCCUCCUCAUCCCCAUCGCAAUCCCAGUCGGUGCCAGAUGGCUUGUACCGCCGCAUCAUGGAUGUUGGACGCCCAAACGCCCCGCUGUCCCCCGUCCUGGAGCAGUGGGCUCGAGAGGGCCACACCAUCAAGAAGCACACCGUCCAGGCCAUCGUCAAGAAGCUCGUCGGCCUCCGCCGCUUCGCCAACGCACUCGAGCUGUCGUUCUGGAUGACGGACCGGAGGCACCUCCACCUGACGGCCGGUGACGUCGCGUACCGGCUGCAGCUGAUCAGCAAGGUGCACGGCCUUGAGAAAGCGGUCGAGUACUUUGGCAUGGUGCCGAAGCAGCUGAGGAAGCAGCAGUGCUAUGGCUCCCUCCUUAAAUGCUAUGUGGAGGCGAAGGACGUCGAGAAGGCUGAACAGCUCUUCACCAAGAUGGAGGAGAUGGGGAUGAAGAACUCUUAUGCAUACAAUUGCAUGAUGAAUCUAUUCUUGCAGACUGGGAAGCUCGAAAGGGUGCACGCCAUGUUCCAGGACAUGGAAGAGAAAGGCGUCAAGCCUGAUAUUUUCAGUGUGGAGAAUCUAGUAGCUGCGUACAUUGCUGCUGAAGAUUUCGAGGGAGUUCAGAAGGUGCUCAACAAGGCCAAUCCGCGCGAGAAGCUUUUGAGUUGGCAUGGAUAUGCUUCAGCAGCAAGAUUGUUUAUGAAAUCUGGGAUGCAAGUAAGGGCUGUCACGGCUCUUCUGGAAGCGGAGAGGCGUAUAUCUCCCGAGAAUGGUAGGAUCGCAUACAGUUUCUUGCUCAAUGCAUAUGCUGAUUUGGAGAUGUAUCCAGAAGUCGAACGCAUUUGGAGUGUCUACAAAUCCAAAGUGCCACCGUGCAAUUCGAUGUACAUGUCCAGGAUAAGUGUGUUACUCAAGAAGAAUGAUAUCGAUGGGGCUGAAGAAGCAUUGGAAGAGUGGGAAAGGGUCUGUGUUCCUUAUAAGGAUUUCAGAUUAAUCAACUUAGUGGUUGAUGCUUACUGCAGAGAAGGUCUAGUAGAGAAAGCAGUAGCUCGGGUGGAUGACACCAUCAAGAAAGGAAUGACACCUUUUGCUAAUACUUGGUAUAAGUUGGCUGGUGGAUUUUUUAUGACUGGUCAGGUGCAGAAGGCAGUGGACAUGACAAGGAAGGCUCUUGCUUCUGCAAGUUCUCCAUGGAAACCUGACCUGGCAAAUGUGCUAACGAGCCUGAACCAUUUCAUGGACCACAAGGAUGUAGAAGCAGCCGAGGAGAUGGCGAGUAUGCUGCAGAAGCUGAUUCCUUUGACUAGGGAUGUUUAUCAUAGUUUACUGAAAACUUAUGUCCGUGCGGGAAAGCCAGUGUCCGACUUGCUUGAGCGUAUGAAGAAAGAUGGCCUUGAGGCUGAUGAGGAAACAGAUAGGAUCCUCGCAGGAGAAUGCGAGUAGAUAUGCACCGUUGUGCACUAAAUGGUCUCCUUUCUCUGUUCAUUUUGUUCCCCGUUUUUUCUUCAGUUCUCAUUAAUUUGGCGCAUGUCACAUUAAAUAUCACAAUCUCUUGUCUGUGAUGGCCUCACAGAGCAGCAGUGAUGUGAGCGACUUAUACAGUACUGAUAGGAUGAGAUGCAAUGGAAUGAAACCAUUCAUUUUUAACUGAGUUUUAGGGCAUAAUGCUUAUGUUUCCUGUAAUCUGACAAAUAUUUCUUUUUAGUCCACAUUACCCCCAUCUUUGCAUAUCUUUUUUAAUUCUUUCAUUAUAUGUAUUGAGUUUCAUCCUCAUUUCUUCAUCAAAUGCUUGCCCUGAUUCUCAUAUUUCUUGUUCAGUAGAUGAACUCCUGGAGUAUCAGGUGAUAGCUUCCCCAUGCGCAUGGCCGUGAGCUGUAGAAGUGAACUGCACAUGCUUGAGCGCCUAACUAACCUCCUGAAGGCAUAUGGGCAGCGGAGCUCCUGCUUAUGCUUCAGUGUCCAAAGUGCAACCAUACAAUUCGGUUUUCUUGUUCAGGAUAAGUUUGCUACUCAAGGCUGAAGAUGAAUGACAUUGAUAGGGCUGCGAAAGCAUUGAAAGUGUAGGAAACAGAGUUCGUCUUCUCUAUGGUUUCAAAUUAGAGUGAACUUAAUGGUGGUUGCUUGCUCCCGAGGCCUUAGAGAAAGCAGUAGCUCUUGUAGAGAAAGGGAGGGAGCUUGGCACUAAUAGUUGGUGUAACUUGGCUGAUGUCCAGUCCAGGAAUUGUGGGGUGCCGAAGGCGGUGGAUUUAACAAGGAGGGAUCUUGCUUCCACAACAUCUCCAUUUCAUGUGAUCCUGAACCUGGAUCUAGCGCGACAUAUGUGCUACCGAGCCUGAACUGCUUCAUGGACCAAAAGGAUGAGUAUGGCACAGAAGAUGAUUCCUUUGACCAGGGAUGUUUAUCGUUACUUGCUGAAGUGAUAUGGCCGUGUGGUAAAGCGAGUGUCUGACUUGCUUGAGCAUAUGAACAAAUAUGGUCUUGAUGCUGAUGAAGAGACAAGUAUAAUCCUUCCUGGGGAGUGCAGUAGAUGCAUACCAUUAUGCAUCAGUAAAUGAUGUCAUUUUCGUUUUAUUCUCGUCCAUUUUUCUUCCCCCUUCAACCCUGCUUACGUGAAACACUGCAAUUCCUUGUUCAUGGCUACAUAGAGCACAGUGGCCUGUGGGUGUUCUGUACAGCUUUAAAUUUUCAAUGGGAUCAGAUACUACGGAACCGUUCGUUUGUUCAAA
Messenger RNA from Panicum virgatum (switchgrass), 2807 nucleotides. Its product is annotated as pentatricopeptide repeat-containing protein At2g20710, mitochondrial-like. NCBI's taxonomy places the organism in Eukaryota, Viridiplantae, Streptophyta, Magnoliopsida, Poales, Poaceae. The transcript is spliced from 2 exons. Gene Ontology annotation, cellular component: mitochondrion. Gene Ontology annotation, molecular function: protein binding. The record is from RefSeq and is a predicted model, not a curated record. Bases 37 to 1524 code for a protein of 495 amino acids.